UGUGGGGCUUCCUUUCAAAAAAAAAAAAAAGAAAACGGCUGUCGGCCACAUUUGGGGGGGUUUAUCUCACGGCGGUUACACAGUGCGGGAAAAGAAAUUAACGUGAACCCAACUGCCCCCCUGUGCUCAACGGAUUUCCACAACGGCUGUUUUUUUUUCUUUCUAUUUUUUUUUUUUUUUUUGGGGGCUGUUUUUUUUUUUUUUUACCCCAGUCAUGUGAUUGUAACGUAAAACCCCUAACCGGAAAACACCGACGGACGACCCUCUCCGCCGCCAACGAAUGCUGGGUUCCGCACAGGAACAGUACAAGCUGCCGCGAGCCCACAGAGAGCGGACGGACGAGUCGCUUCUCCGGUGACUAACAACGCGACGGCGACACUCCACGGAUCUCGGCGCAGUGCAGGUUGAAGAAUGGAGUUGGCCAACCAUGGUCUUAUCCUGCUGCAGCAGCUUAACGCUCAGAGGGAGUUUGGCUUCCUGUGCGACUGCACUGUGGCUAUAGGAGAUGUCUUCUUCAAAGCCCACAAAGCCGUCCUCGCUGCCUUCUCCAACUACUUCAGAAUGCUCUUCAUUCACCAGGACAGUGACUGUGUGCGCUUGAAAGCUGCUGACAUACAGCCAGAUAUCUUCAGCUACCUCCUCAACCUGAUGUACACGGGCAAGCUUGCACCCCAGCUGAUAGACCCCGCGCGGCUGGAGCAGGGCGUCAGAUUCCUGCAUGCCUAUCCGCUCUUGCAGGAGGCCAGCCAGUCGGUGUAUUCACAACGCGAGCACAGCAUCACCCUCUCCACCUCACUCUAUGGCAUCCAAAUCUCUGACCAACAGGUGGGGCUGUCAGCCCGACUGCCCAAUCGGCCGCAGCUCUCCUCGCCCUUGGACGUCGAGCCACUCGCCUCCGAGGGGAAGUAUCCAUCCACGCCAACCGCCACCGCUUCAUAUGCCAACUCCUCGCCAUUCAAGCUAUCAUCCUCACCCACAGACAUGGAGGCCUCGACCAGCGGCACUAAACCUACGGCCGAGGAGGGGGUCAGCGACUUGCUGAGUGCAGAUGGUUCGUCGGCCAGUGCCAUCCUCCACGUGAAGCCCAGCAUCAUGAAGAGGAGUUCCUCCUUUAGGAAGCAUUAUUCCUGUCAUCUGUGCAGGAGCCGAUUCACCCAGCGAUGCCUGCUGAGAGAGCACCUCCUGCAGCACACCCAGGCUCUCCAGCAGACCUUGACUGAGCCCAGUAAUGCACUCUCACCUGUCAUGACUGGAGAACUCAGCAUGAUGGAGGUAGAGGGGAUCCUUAGGGGAAGCAAGCCAGGGUCAAGUGCCUCCACUGCCACUACAGCGGUUGAGAUAAUCAGUGACAGCGAGCAAACGCCCGUUUCGGGUACCAACUCGGACUCUCCCCAAGCAGAGGUGUCCACAUCCUGCUGGGGGGUUGGGGGGUUACAUUCUCAGGCAGACACACCACCUCCAUCAGACAUUGCGGAUAUCGACAACCUGGAGAGCGCCGACCUGGACCGGGAAGUGAAGCGGCGGAAGUACGAAUGCUCCACCUGUGGCCGCAAGUUCAUUCAGAAGAGCCACUGGCGUGAGCACAUGUACAUCCACACAGGGAAGCCCUUCAAGUGCAGUGCAUGUGGCAAGAGCUUCUGCCGGGCCAACCAGGCGGCCCGCCACGUGUGCCUGAACCAGGGGGCCGACACGUACACCAUGGUGGACCGACAGAGCAUGGAGCUGUGCACUGCAGGCGACGACAGCAGCCAGAUGGAUGCGAUGUUCUUGGACUCGUCGAAGCCUUACAAGUGUAACAUUUGUGCGACCACCUUCUCCAGCCCCAACGAGGUGAUCAAGCACCUGUGCUUCACCCAGGGCGGAUUAGUGGGGCUGCAGGGAAACGCUGGUGCAGGAAUGCUGCUCCAGCGCGAGGAGUUCUCCAAAGAUGAAGGCUCUGAUUUGUCCAACUCCGCCACCCCACUAGAGCCCAUAAAGACUGAGGAGAUCCUUGUAGAGUAGUGCCAAAACUUCUGUCCUUUUUAACAUGUAUGUUUAUCUUUUAAAUAAUGGUUAAUACAUAAGCUAAAGAUAGUCAGGGUAUGUAUGUUUGACGUUCUCAAUCUACUUAAAAGUUGUUUUGCUUUUGUUUAGUACAGUAUUUUAGGAUAUUUUUUUGGGACCUUGUGUUUGACUAAAUGUUUAAAGUAAAUAGCCUAUAGCUCUCAGGAGUUCAAACCAACAUCAUAAGAAAAAACACUUGGCUCAAGGCUGAGUUAAAUACCAACGAGGGAGAUGAAAGUGACUAGUUUCAUCUAAUUUUAUUAUUGGUUAACAUUACACUCUCACAUGUCGGUCUGUGCCGCAUAGUUUUUUUAUGAAGAGUUGCAGUCGUGGUGAAGCUGCACAUGCAGACUUUCAACUUAAAAAGGAAGAGGAAGCUGAGACUGUUCCGGAGGAGACGGCAUUUUGUGAGAGAUGAGUUGGCCGAGGGGAAGGUUUGAGGGGGAGAGAGAAGCGGAAACCACUCUCGAGCUGCACAGAACGGUUGUUUCUACAUGGUCAUGAGGGGAUGAUUCUGCACAUCAGGUAUCGAUUAUGAUUCCAGCUUAAAGCACACAGAAUAUUCAGGCCUGAGACAAUCUGUGCUUAUUUUUAUAAGAGUAAUGCCCGAUAUGCAGGAAAAUAUUCCAUUAAUGUUUUGUAUGGGUUUUGGCUUCCCUGCAACAAUUAAUUCUAUGAUUUGUCGAGCUGAGAGUAGUUUUAGUUGGUGAUCGCUGCAUUUUAAAAACAAAACCGCUCGUCAUAAGAGUUAGAAGUCGCCGGAAAUUGGUCACAUCACAAGCAAACCUGUUCAUUGUGUUCACAAUUGCGCCACUUUGAUUUUCUUUUUUACUUUUUUUGCUGUAUAACGUUGGUCACUGAUUGAAGAAGCAACAGCUUCCAUCCAAACACGCAUACCUUGAUCUUGUACAUCUUGUCUGUGUUAUCAUUUGCUAGCAUCUACUUUUAAAAGCCCUUACAUUAGUUUGCUUUUCUAAUUUUAUAUACAGUGCUAUAUUUACAAAGAAUACAUUAUAUUGCAAAGGUGUAUAUAUAUAUUAGUAGACGAAUAGCUUUCGAAAUAGAAAUACAUUUGGAUUUAACAAAGGUUUAUGUAGUAGGGAUGGGCAUGAUACAUUUAUAAUUUCUUCUGAUGUCAAGUCGAAUCUGAGCUUGAUCAUCAUUGUUUGAACUUUGUGAAAUAACUUAUAUUUAAAAAGGUCAUUCUUUUUCCAUCGCCAAAUUUGUGCUCAUUACUAACAUGACUCAUUCUGUACAAAGGGAAGCUUUCUCAGUAUUGUAGAUUGAUAAUAUUGUAAAUCUUAUGACGUUUUUUAAUUUUUGUUCUUUCUCCAAAUUAGAUGAAACAAGUAGUGGUUGCAACAGUAUUAUAGAAAAACAUGGUGGGAGAAAAUAUGCAGAUGAACAUGAUGAAGUUUGACUGUUUCACCUGUCGGACGUCAUUUAAACUCAGGCAAGGACGACUGUGUGACAUAGUGUUGGUUUUAAUAACAUGAUGUUUGCAAGAAAUAUAUUAACAGGGUGAUGAUGUCUCUCUAUACCAAACUGUCUGGACAUAGGUUAAGGAAAUAUGAAAUGUGCUAUUUAUUUUAACUCGCAGCAACAUUAAUUCUUUGGGAUAACAAGAACACUUUUUGUGAACUACUGAUGACUGGAAAUUGUGAAAAAUAUUUACAUGUCCAAUAAAUGUGAAGCAACUGAAGUGAUAUGGCAAUUAUAUGAAGUGUGAUGAUCCGGCUCUAGUAGUAUACAUUUAAAAACACCAUUCAUCAGUUUUGAUUUCUCUGUUGCAAAUUGAACUGUGACUGCCAGCUUAACAUGACAUAAAAACAUUUUUUCUCAUAUUCUUUAUUAUUUUGUAAUUCACAAUUUAGUAGAGAUAGGCCUGUAACAAUGCAUCUAUGCUAUGAUUAUACUAGAAUUAGUUGCAAAUACAUUCUAUACUGUAUUGUUGUUAAUUAUUCUUUUUUUCUGCAAAAACUAAAUUGUUCAUGAUCUUUCCAACUUAUCCGAUUAAUAAGGGUUACAAUAACUUAUGUCUGCCAUAAUUCUACGAGGAAUAAAGUCUAAUCAUUUUUGUAUCCAUUCAUACUUCUACCUGACAGUGAUCUGAGACCAGUUAAUAAUUCACAAGUUGUGAUAAUCAAACUUUGAUAAUAUAACUUUAAAGCUGAGUCAUUGACUAAGCCACGCAAAAGCACAUACAUUUUUACUAUAAGAAAUAUAAACUGUAGCCUAUGUUCAAUUUAUUGUCAUUUUCAUUUUUAAUAACCUAAUGAUUUUGCACACAAAAAAACCCCAUCCCUAAUAUGUUUAAUGCACAUUAUCUUUUCUUCUAUUUUUGUUUUGAGCAAUUUUCAACCAGGCAGAUUCUUCAUCCUUAAAUACAGUUUUGCAUACUUUACAUACUUACAAUACUACAAUGAUAAGAAUCUAAAAGGCUGUUGUCGCUUUGAUGCUAUGAGCCCAGGGAUUGGCUAGAUGGAGCUGUUCUUCUUUGCUGUCUUCUCAGGUCAUAAGUGAAGGGGAAAUCUGUUGAGUUUGCACAGCGAUAUGUGUGUGUGGUUGCCAAUUGUGUGUCCAUCUUUACUCUCUUUCGGAAUAUGAAUUAAAAUGACAUCACGUGUUUUAGUUCACAGAAAAACAAACGUCUGUCAAUAUAACGUUCUAAGUGUUUCAUUGCCAGCAAAUGGAAGGAUUCUUUGUUUGUGUUGAUUUUGGUUUGCUGAGACGAUUGAAAUGCUGCACUACUGACAUCAAUUUCUCAGAGCUCAAAUUGUAAAUGCCCAAGUUGUAAAUGCAACACCAGUGUCGUUUGUGUGUUGUGUGUGUUAAACAUCGCAGUAUCUCAGGAAGAUGAGAAGUUUCACAUUGUGUUUUCUGUCCACUGUUGUCAAGCAAAAUUGAGGACCCCAACCCAUAAUACUGGAGUGCACACAAAAUGACCCUACUCACUAGUGCCCAUCAUCUGACAUCUACUGUGAUCAGCCCGUGUUCUCAGGAAUGUGGUUAUUUUUCUGUAUAGACACAAUUUUGUUUUGUUCUAUGUAUUUUUUCCCAGUGAAGAAUGAACAAUAAAAUCAUGUCUUUUUAUA
Scophthalmus maximus (turbot) is the source of this 5138-nucleotide messenger RNA. RefSeq names its product zinc finger and BTB domain containing 2b (gene zbtb2b). The transcript has 3 exons. Gene Ontology annotation, biological process: regulation of transcription by RNA polymerase II. Gene Ontology annotation, cellular component: nucleus. Lineage: Eukaryota; Metazoa; Chordata; Actinopteri; Pleuronectiformes; Scophthalmidae. The record is from RefSeq and is a predicted model, not a curated record. Gene Ontology annotation, molecular function: protein binding; DNA-binding transcription factor activity, RNA polymerase II-specific; RNA polymerase II cis-regulatory region sequence-specific DNA binding. Bases 412 to 2001 code for a protein of 529 amino acids.